AUAGCAACAGCCUGUAUAAUUCAUAGACUCGCAGGUGUAGCAGUAAGGUUGUUUUUUUUGGGGGGGGGGGUGGGAAGCCUUUGUGUUAGGCUCCAUGUUGUCGUUGUUUGUAGGGGUGCAUGGCAGCCGCGCACCAGUCUGAAGGAGACUCGUUCUCCGACGAGGACGUGAGUCGGCUGUACUGCAAAGUGUUUCGUGAUGCCUGUAGUGUAGAUGAAGUGCGCGUGGCUGUGAAGAAGUUUUCAGAAGAUGACAGUGAGUGGUCCUGCAUUGGUGAGCGUAUUUUGGAUGGCCUCAUAGAAAUGAAGAAAAUGAAGGAGAAGAAGGAAAAGAGAGACAGAGAGAAACUUGAUUGCGUUCAGUCAUACUGGGAACUCCCGCUGCUCAAUGCGGGACAUCUGGACGCGCUGCACCUAAACAACAACACUUCACCUGUCGCUAAUGCUUCUGCGCUCAAGUGCGCACACCAACCCACACAGAGGAGGACACGGGCGGAAGAAGACAUGAGAGGAGUGCGGCGUCUCCAAAAGGCAGCCAGACAGAGCUGGGCCAGACUUGUGACAGAAGGUGUGCAAAGCAUACUGGCCUGUCUGUGGCCGGUUCAAAGCCCAGGGGUCAGAGGUGAAGCUUGGGGCUACGUGUCCUAUUCAGACAUCCUCCUCUUGAACGAAGUCAAGUACGAUUUGGUGACUCGUUUGCUUUGCGCUGAUAUGCUGCAGGAGCACCACAGUGUGCAUGUGUGGGAGGCUCUGACACCAUGGCAACGUGAAAAUGAAGAGUUUUGGCUUGAGGAGUUCGCAGACGAAGCUUUGGCGUCCGACGACAUGAUCGCUUUGGCUGAGCUGCCGGGAGCGUUUACUAGAUACAGCGCUUGUCCUGAGUCCAGAGAAGAAUGCUUCACAGCAGUUUCUCUCUUGUACAAAUUAAACGCUUGUCGUCGACAAGAGAGGGAAGACCUAACAGCCUUAGUUGAGAGGCUGGACAAGGCGAGCCUCAGACUGUUGUGUUUGUACAUUCGAUCAGCAACACUCAGAGCUCAAAGAGAAAAAACGGCUUUGAGUGCAUAUUUGGCAGUCAGACAAUCCUGGGACGCGUGGCCGCGUGUUCACAGUCCAUGCAGAGAAGAGCAGGCUGCCGCAUUACUACGCAGUGAUGACGACGUGCAAGAACACAUGACAGACUUCAACUCGCAGUCAUCAAAGCAGGCAUUACUACAGUUGCUAGUGCUGACUCAGCAGCAGGAGAGGACGCAGCUGGUCCGCCUGAUACAUGGAGUCACUUUGGAGGAUGUACGAAAGCCAGCUCCCACAGACUCUCCUAAAACAAGUUGUAUAAAGAAGCUGCAACAAAUCUGCUCCUCCAGUAAGAAUCAACCCCGGUGUGACAUCAGCGGACCCCCAACAGAGUGGUCCCAGGGCCAGCUGGAACGAGGUGCCUUGUGUCUCUUGACGCAUCUCCUGGAGAUCCAGGAGAGGCAAACAUCCUCAUUCCUUUCGGCACUGUUGGACGAGAAUGAGCAUCCCCAAGUGCUGAGACCUGAGUACCAACCCAAACUCCAAGCGGAGCACCUGCACUCCAACCUGCUCCAACUCCUCAAUCCAGAUGCCCCUGAUUCCAAUUUGAGCAGUCGGGAGCAAGUUCCACAUCAGUCCUGCACUAGUGGACCUGCGGAGGCCCAGAACCUCAUUGCCGGACCACGUGGCUCUCAGACAGUAGCCGACGCAAUUAGCACACAACUCGGUGGAGUCCAAGCUGAGGAUGUACCUGAUAAACAGGGUGUCUGCGCAGGCUGUGGCAUGACACUGGGGGGUCUGCCCUAUUUGGAGAUCUUAUGUGUUCCAGAUACACUGAGUAAAACCGAUGGCAAAGGGGGACAGGAUGAUGAGGAACAGGACGGCGAGACAAAGAAGCGCAACUGCGAGGAACAGGACUUGCUGAUCCCUCUGGCUUGGAGCACACAGCUUGAGGACAACACAGGUCACGAGGGGGCACCUGCACAUGCUGUUGAUGACCAAAUGCAGCCCUGUGGCGAGGGCGCCACAGCCAAACACACACUUGGCGCAAGCCGUGAAGAAGAGUUGAGCAAGCCUCAACCUGCAGAGCAACACUGCGGCCCACAGGAGCUCCACUUGGAAGAGGGGGCAGAUAAAGAAAAUGGCCUGCACACAAACCUGGUGCGUGGACAGCAGGCCUUGCUUGACUCUCUGGAUGUGAACACAACUGACGAGGACAGAGACAUGGCGAAGGAUCUUAGAGCUCCUGAGCCCACCGCGCAGGCUACAGGCCACUGCAGCAUAAAUGAGAGUAAGGCAACAAAGGAGGGCGUCCGAGCAAUGGAACCAGUGUCUGCAGUGGAGAGAGAAAAGACCAUGCGUAAAUUGGUGGAUGUGCAUCGCCGGGUGGAAAGGAAGCAGCAGAGGAACCGAGAGAGACAGCAGCUGAGGGUCCAGGAACGUCUGUCCAUCAUCCAGAGCAGAAAGGCAGAUGAGGAUUUAUUUGGGCCGAAGAACACAGACAGGAUGAGAUACCUCAGAAGACAAGAGUCGGCAGAAGACGCUGGUCAGAGAACAACUGGAGCAGCUCAGAAGGGAACGGUCUUUUAUCAUGCAGUGCAGAAGAAAGAGGUAAAACUUCAGGAUCAAGCUAAAGUGGUGCGGUACAGUGAACAACUGGUUAGAGCGUCUUGCCUCACAGUUCUGAGGACUGGGGUUCAAAUCCUGGCCCCGCCUGUGUGGAGUUUGCAUGUUCUCCCCAUGCCUGCGUGGGUUCCCUCCCACAUCCCAAAAACAUGCGUGGUAGGUUAAUUGACAACUCGAAAUUGCCCGUAGGUGUGAAUUUGAGUGCGAAUGGUUGUUUGUUUAUACAGCAUGUGCCCUGCGAUUGGCUGGCGACCAGUUCAGGGUGUACCCCGCCUCCUGCCCGAUGAUAGCUGGGAUAGGCUCCAGCACUCCCGCGACCCUUGUGAGGAUAAACGGCUCGGAAAAUGGAUGAACCUAAAGUGCACUAUAAGCUUUGCAGGGAAACAUAAUUUGAUCUUGUUAACUUUUGAAUGCAUGUCCAAUUGUUUUAUCACAACUUGCUGUUCUCUAACAAGAUGAAGAGCAGCAAAAUUCACAGGUCUGGACCAAUAAGCUUUCUGGUUCAAUUACAAUUGGUAAAAGUCCUCUUCAAUUCCUUCAUAUUUUGACAUCUCAAGAGCAAGACCUGGAAGUCACAGAAAGUCAUUGAAGUGGAUGUCUUUGAAUAUUUUCAUGGAUUAAA
This is a messenger RNA of Phyllopteryx taeniolatus (common seadragon), 3261 nucleotides long. RefSeq lists its product as uncharacterized. The transcript is spliced from 18 exons. Lineage: Eukaryota; Metazoa; Chordata; Actinopteri; Syngnathiformes; Syngnathidae. Bases 120 to 2804 code for a protein of 894 amino acids. The record is from RefSeq and is a predicted model, not a curated record.